This is a messenger RNA of Prunus armeniaca (apricot), 195 nucleotides long. The record is from the annotation of a GenBank genome assembly. Lineage: Eukaryota; Viridiplantae; Streptophyta; Magnoliopsida; Rosales; Rosaceae.
AUGGCGGAUUUCGGCUGCUCAUGUGGACCCAACACCUUAUUGCUCAUCUCCGAGAUCAUAGAUGUCAUCAUAAGCGCCAAAAGAUGCAGCCUUGGCCUCCAGCUGUCAGCAACAACAAAGAUCAGAGUGUUCCUUAAUGACCUCUUUAGCAAUGACUUCGAUGAUAGGCUUUACUUCAUAGCAGACUCAGCGUGA